Messenger RNA from Condylura cristata (star-nosed mole), 1814 nucleotides. It is a transcript of the gene PGRMC1, whose product is annotated as progesterone receptor membrane component 1. NCBI's taxonomy places the organism in Eukaryota, Metazoa, Chordata, Mammalia, Eulipotyphla, Talpidae. Gene Ontology annotation, cellular component: endomembrane system; membrane. The coding region runs from base 94 to 678 and encodes 194 amino acids. The transcript is spliced from 3 exons. The record is from RefSeq and is a predicted model, not a curated record.
CCGAACCCCGCGCGCCAGAAGCUCGCGGAGAGGGAGGAGAAAGCUCAGUUCCGGAGCCCUUCUGAGUCCGGCCCAACCUUUGCUCUCGAGAUCAUGGCUGCCGAGGAUGUGGCGGCGACUGGCGCCGACCCGAGCGAGCUGGAGGGCGGCGGGCUGCUGCACGAGAUCUUCACAUCGCCGCUCAACCUGCUGCUGCUCGGCCUCUGUAUCUUCCUGCUCUACAAGAUCGUGCGCGGGGACCAGCCGGCGGCCGGCGGCGACGACGACGACGAGCCGCCCUCGCUGCCCCGCCUUAAGCGGCGCGACUUUACCCCCGCGGAGCUGAGGCGCUUCGACGGCGUCCAGGACCCGCGCAUACUCAUGGCGAUCAACGGCAAGGUGUUCGACGUGACGAAAGGCCGCAAGUUCUACGGGCCGGAGGGACCUUACGGGGUCUUUGCCGGAAGAGAUGCAUCCAGGGGCCUUGCUACAUUCUGCCUGGAUAAAGAAGCCCUGAAGGAUGAGUAUGACGACCUUUCCGACCUCACUGCUGCCCAGCAGGAGACCCUGAGUGACUGGGACUCUCAGUUCACUUUCAAGUAUCAUCACGUGGGCAAACUGCUGAAGGAGGGGGAGGAGCCCACCGUGUACUCAGAUGAUGAAGAACCAAAAGAUGAGAAUGCUCGGAAAAAUGAUUAAAGCAUUCAGUGGAAGCAUAUCUAUUUUUGUAUUUUGCAGAAUCAUUUGUAACAUUCCAGUCUGUCUUUAAAACAUGGUGAUUUCAAUAUUUAGAAAAGUUUUGAACUUGCUGUAAAGUUUUUAAUUAACAUCACUAGUGACACUGAUAAAAUUAACUUCUCUUAGAAUGCAUGAUGUUUGUCACAAGUCCAGAGAGUAAGCACAGUGAUGUAAUAGGAUUGUUACUGCUGUCUAAAUUCUUUUUUCCUGAGAAACAAAUAGGACUUCGGUAUUUCCCCCAGACAGGUUAAAAAAAUAAAAAGGUUCAAUGCACAGAGUCCUUCAAACACUAAGAACAAAGGAUUAAUAUUUCCUCACAAUAGUCUCUAAAGACAGCAAAUCCCUUAUUUCUCAAUUGACUUCACUGCAUGAUUUCUGUUUUAUCUACCUCUAAAGCAAAUCUGCAGUGUUCCAAAGGCUUUGGUAUUGAUUUGCAGGAGCGCGGCCCAAUAACUAGAUCUGAAAGAUGGCUCAGUUGAAGAAACCUAUUGACUGUUUCUUUCUAGACCACUGCAAUGUCCUUGUCUUCCUCUGGACACUCCAACGCCCUCACUAACGUAAUCUUCAGUGAGGAUUUAGACAUGAUUGCAACACUCAAAAAAAAGCUUAGGAAAAAAUUGCUUGCUUGCCUAAAAAUCUAAAUAAUAUAUGAAGAUGAUAGGACUGUCUGAUAGUGUCUUCUGACACUUCACAUUCAUGGUGGGACAGUGGUUAUUUGACAUGAGAGGAACACCUGCGACAGGUGUUUGCUCCAAGGGCCUUCAUACACCCGGAAGAGAGACUACACAUAACUAGUGUGGUUUUAAAAGUAUAUUCACAAGGUGACAGUCACUGUUACUACAAAACUGUAAGGCACCCCAAGAGUAGUCAAGUAUCCCAGUCUAUCGAUAUUGGUCUUUUGGUUAACAAUAAACAUAGUUAAGUAGACUGUACAGUUGUAUGAAGUUGUAAAGGUAUUAUAUGAAUAGUGAGGGUUCAAACUCUUGUAAUUGUAGUUAAAUAGUUGUAUUUUCUUGUGAACCGUGUUUAAUGGUUUUACCUCAAAUCAAAACACAAUGAAGUGCUUUGGUGAGUUAAUAAAAUGGUUGGCCCCAGCA